AUGCUCCCCCAACUACUACCUCUACUACUGAUCGCGCUCUGCCAGGUCGGCGCAGCCCAAGACCUGACCGUCUUCUCGCCGCCGUCCUCGUCCACGUACAAAUACCACGGCUGCUACAAUGAGACGACGGGCCUGCCGGGCACCUCGGGCUCCCAACGCGCCAUCGACGGCAAGCACAAGACGUCGCCGGGGUCCAUGACGGUGCAGUCGUGCCUCGACUUUUGCGGGUCGGACGGCACCGUGUACAAGUUUGCAGGGGUCGAGUUUUCACGAGAGUGCUGGUGCGGAAACAUCCUGUCCGGUCUCUCCGCCAAGGUCGACGAUGACCAGUGCAACACGGCUUGUGAUGGUAACGCCAGUAUCGCCUGUGGGGGGCCGUUGAAACUUUCUGUCUAUGUGUCGGGCGCUCCAAAAGUAGCAGUUAGUCCAACAAUGUUCGUUGCUGGAAUCACGGCUGUGGCGGUUGGUAUAAUCGCCAUGUCAUGA
Messenger RNA from Pyricularia pennisetigena, 486 nucleotides. RefSeq lists its product as uncharacterized. The coding region runs from base 1 to 486 and encodes 161 amino acids. The record is from RefSeq and is a predicted model, not a curated record. The transcript is spliced from 3 exons. Lineage: Eukaryota; Fungi; Ascomycota; Sordariomycetes; Magnaporthales; Pyriculariaceae. Gene Ontology annotation, cellular component: plasma membrane.